Aegilops tauschii subsp. strangulata is the source of this 1221-nucleotide messenger RNA. Its product is annotated as CRS2-like protein, chloroplastic. The record is from RefSeq and is a predicted model, not a curated record. Gene Ontology annotation, molecular function: peptidyl-tRNA hydrolase activity. NCBI's taxonomy places the organism in Eukaryota, Viridiplantae, Streptophyta, Magnoliopsida, Poales, Poaceae.
CAUGAGCCCAUGAGUUACCCUCACACUGUCUAGCGACGCCAAACCCUCCCGGAGAAGAAAGGCCACGCGACGGCGCUGGAGCCGGCGGCCGCUCCCAACCCACGACGCCCAGGAUUGGGUGCAUCAGUGGGCUUCAGCGCAGGGCUUAUUUUCGGCGUCGUUGCCGUCCUCGCGAGGCAGCUCCGGUUCCGAACCCGGCGUCCGCCGCCGCUGGGCCUUGCUGCGCGGUGGGGGAGAAGUUCGCUGAUUGGCCGUGCCGUCGCCGCCGCGGGGCUUCGGGGUCGCGCCCUCUGCAGCCGACCUAUUUUGCCAUCAGGCUUUGCACUUGUGGCUGUUUACAUUCCUAUGAUCCUGUAAAUGAUGCGGGGAAAGCUUUGGGUCAGACUUGCUCCCUUUCUUUCUAAGCGUUAUGUCUCUUCCUCAUCAUCACCAUCAUGCUCGGCAAUCCAACCAUGGCUCUUUGUUGGCCUAGGUAACCCUGGUGAGAAGUACCAAUCCACCAGACACAACGUUGGGUUUGAUAUGAUAGAUGCAUUUGCAGACUCUCAGAACAUAUCCCUAACCAAAAAUCACUUCAAAGCACUAUUUGGUGAAGGGAUGGUUGAUGGCGUCCCUGUUUUGCUUGCCAAGCCUCAAACAUAUAUAAAUCUCAGCGGUGAAUCUGCUGGUGCACUUGCUGCCUAUUAUAAGCUUCCACUCCACCGUGUCGUAGUGGCAUAUGAUGACACAGACCUGCCAUGUGGAGUUCUUCGUUUACAACCUAAAGGGGGAUAUGGACGUCACAAUGGGUUGAAGAGUGUGAUAUACCAUUUUCGCAAGAACCGAGAAUUUGGCCGAUUAAGGAUUGGGAUUGGACGCCCGCCUGGUCAGAUGGAUCCCAAAGCUUUUGUGCUUCAGAAGUUCAACAAGACUGGUCGUGAACGGAUUGAUUCAGCCAUAAAAGAGGGUGCUGACAUCCUGAAGAUGGUGGUCAGCAAGGGUUUGACAGAGGCAGCAAGAGUGGCGAACGUGGAUCAGAAGUACAAGCAUCUGGUAUCACAUGACCAGCAGCUGUUGUAAAGGUGACUACGAACUGCUCCUCUAGAGAAAUGGUCAUGCAUAAUGUGCUCUUCCAGUAUUAUCUAGACGGAAUGCGGAAUUGACCUGAUGUGUAUGGCACCGCUGUGAACAACAACUUCAGGAGUAUUAAUUUUCCACAUCAGUAUCUUCCCAAAAAGAAAA